AUGGAUCUAAAAGAGUCGAAAGUGGAUCAGGCACCCACUGUGGAGAAGGAUGUUGCACUCGGGGAGGUCCAUGAUAUCGGCGCCAAUCUAUAUGUGGAAGCCGAGCAGCUAUCAGCCGAAGAGUUGGAGCGAGAAGGUGCUGAGGUGCUUCGUAUUCUAGACUGGAGGAUCAUGCCCAUUCUCUAUGUCACCUAUGUGAUUCAAUUUCUCGACAAACUAUCUCUAAACUAUGCCUCCGCCUAUUCUCUCAUCCCCGAUCUUGGACUUGAAGGACAGAAAUACUCUUGGGUAGCUGCUAUCUUUAAUUUUGGAUAUCUCUUCUGGGCCAUUCCUGCCAAUCUUUUGAUCCAAAAGCUCCCUGUCGCAAAGUAUAUGGGCGGUAUGCUUCUAACCUGGAGCAUACUUGUCAUUGCCCAUAUCGGAGCAAAGAACUAUGCGGGGAUCCUAGUGCUCAGAUUCUUGUUAGGCAUGGCCGAGGCCGGAGUUAGCCCUUGCAUGAUGGUCAUAACAUCGAUGUUUUACCGGCGCUCCGAGCAGCCUCUGCGCAUGGCUAUUUGGUUGAGUGCCAACGGCAUGGCGACUAUGGUUGGAGCCCUUUUAGGAUUUGGUCUCGGACACUCGCACAACACGACACUUCAUAGCUGGCAGCUAAUCUUUCUAACGAUUGGACUCCUCAACUUCGUUUGCGGUGGUGUCUUCCUCGUGCUAAUGCCCGGCUCUCCCAGCUCUGCGCGAUUCUUAACCCAUCGCCAAAAGCUUGUAGCCGUGCGGCGAGUAGCAGAGAACAUGAUCGGAGUGAAGACUAAACAGAUCAAACCUCGACAGGCAUUAGAGAAUAUCUACGAUGUGAAAGUGCUUUGCUGUGCGGGAAUUGGCAUCGCAUGUGGUGUGAUUAAUGGCGGCGUGUCGAACUUUGCCUCUUCAUUAAUCAAAGGAUUCGGAUUCAGUGGAAUCUAUGCCACCCUUCUCCAACUACCCACGGGUGCUUUUGAGGCUGCCAUAGUCCCAAUAUGCGGUAUUGUUGCCACCUAUGUCCCCAAUUCACGCUGCAUAGUUCUUGCUAUUGUGUGUCUGAUUCCUUUCGGUGGUCUACUUGGUAUCCGAUUUACCAGUCUCGACCACCGAUGGACUUUAGUCGGAUGUACCUGGCUCCAGUAUAUCAUUGGCGCGCCAGUGAUUGUCUCUUGGAAUCUCCUGUCUACGAAUGUGGCCGGUCAUACCAAAAGAGCUGUCGCCAACGGCAUUUGGUUUACGAUGUAUGCUGCCGGAAACGUUGCAGGGGCCAACAUCUUUUUCGCUCGCGAAGCCCCGCGAUACUAUUCUGCCCUUACUGGGCUAUUGGUUUGCUAUGCGGGAAUAAUCUUUCUCUCCGUCAUGGUAUACAUCUCGAUGAGAUGGGACAAUACACGGAGAGAGAAGAGGGCCAACGCUGAGAACCUUGCCGGAGAAGAUGUUGCUUCCCAGGCUAUUUUAGAUGGUUUCAAGGAUAUGACGGACAUGGAGUCCAAGCAUUUUAGAUACGCCCUCUGA
Penicillium waksmanii is the source of this 1530-nucleotide messenger RNA. Its product is annotated as putative MFS allantoate transporter. Bases 1 to 1530 code for a protein of 509 amino acids. The record is from RefSeq and is a predicted model, not a curated record. Gene Ontology annotation, cellular component: membrane. Lineage: Eukaryota; Fungi; Ascomycota; Eurotiomycetes; Eurotiales; Aspergillaceae. Gene Ontology annotation, molecular function: transmembrane transporter activity. Gene Ontology annotation, biological process: transmembrane transport. The transcript is spliced from 4 exons.